CAUAACUGAAAAAUAUGACAAACUUAUUGGUGCCACUCUCUGACUCCCAUGGUGGAAACCGAAAAAAUCUGUGGAAAAUACCAUUUUCCAAUGUGGUGAUCACACGAACUAGGAACUAUUUUUUGGGUCGAAAAUGGCAAGCGGUAGACAUCCAAGUGGCAUCAUGGUUCAUUUUUGUUCAUUUACUUGCCCUUUUUGCACCUUUUACAUUUACUUGGGAGGCUUUUUGGAUCGCAUUUGUUGGUUACAUUGUCACGGGAAUGCUAGGUGUGACCCUCUCUUAUCAUCGACUUUUGUCCCACCAUAGUCUCAAACUUCCCAAAUGGCUCGAGUACAUAUUUGUUUACUUUGGGGUCCUAGCCUUACAGGGAGAUCCAAUAUUUUGGGUGAGCAUCCAUAGAUAUCAUCACAAAUACGUGGAUUCAGAUAAUGAUACACACUCGCCCAUCAACGGGUUAUGGUUUAGUUAUGCGGGUUGGUUUUUUGACAAUGAAUACCUAGUUGAAAAGUAUCAAGAACGUAACAACGUAGAAGAUUUAAAAAAUCAAACAUUCUAUAUAUUCAUUCAAAAAACAUACAUGUGUCAUUUGCUUGGAUGUGGUGCGGUAUUGUAUGCAUGGGGUGGAUUUACGUACGUCGUUUGGGGCAUGGGUGUUAGGAUUGUAUGGAUUUAUCACCUUAUGUCCCUCAUAAACACCAUUGGCCACAUUUGGGGAAAGCAAGCUUGGAAUACCGGUGAUCUCUCCAAGAACAACUGGUGGUUAGGAGUGCUUAUCUUCGGAGAAGGAUGGCAUAACAAUCAUCAUGCAUUUGAGUAUUCAGCUCGACAUGGAUUGGAGUGGUGGCAAAUCGAUUUUACUUGGUACAUCAUACGGUUUCUUGAAGCUGUAGGUUUAGCAACCAACAUCAAAGUACCGACCGAGGCCCAAAAGCAUAAAAAAUCCUUUGAUACUUCUUAUAAUCCAUAUAAAUGAUCGAUCGUUUUGUACGUAACAUUAAGUAUAUAUUUAAAUAAAAUAAACAUCUAUAUAAAAUUACUUUUAUAUGGAUUACUUUAUACAAAUGAAAAUAUACUUUAGAGAUUUAUUUAAUUUUGCAAGUCUUUUGUUGAUAUGUAUCCCUUAAAAUUAUGUUUGUUUAAUUUUGAUUGAAAAUAAAUAUAUAAGUGGAAU
Molecule: messenger RNA, 1172 nt
Organism: Lactuca saligna
Lineage: Eukaryota; Viridiplantae; Streptophyta; Magnoliopsida; Asterales; Asteraceae
Source: the annotation of a GenBank genome assembly